Molecule: messenger RNA, 1969 nt
Organism: Abrus precatorius (Indian licorice)
Lineage: Eukaryota; Viridiplantae; Streptophyta; Magnoliopsida; Fabales; Fabaceae
Product: probable protein phosphatase 2C 2
Exons: 2
Coding region: 217-1377 (386 amino acids)
Biological process (GO): protein dephosphorylation
Molecular function (GO): cation binding; protein serine/threonine phosphatase activity
Source: RefSeq, a predicted model, not a curated record
AAGUUCGUGCGCGGAUUCCAUAGCAGGUACACAGAGAGAAACACACAGAAAAAGAAACCCUAAUUUUGUUACUGCUUUUCUUCUUCUUCUUCUUCAAAGAAAGCCCCAAUUCACUCCCCAAAUUGGAACGUUUCAAAUUCAAUUCCAAAAUUUGAAAUCCUAGUCAUUAUUAUCUUUGUGGUGAUUUCGAACGAGAUUGAAAAACGGCGUUUCAAGAUGAUCGUGAGUCAGAAGAUGGUAGCGGAAGCGGAAAUUAUCUGUCAGCAGAGCAUUCCCAUGUUGGACGUGAAGUAUCACCUUUGCGUUGCACAAGAACACAACGUCAAGGUUGAGAUUUCUCCCACCUCACCUUCACCUUCUGUUCCGAUCUUUGGCCAAGCGGUGAGUUGCUCAGAGAUCAUUAAAGAGUCCAUUUUGGAGACCCCUGCAAUGAAUUUUGUCCCAAACGUGCGUUCUGGUAGCUAUGCUGAAAUUGGACCGCGGGUAUCUAUGGAUGAUGAACACAUUCGGAUAGAUAAUCUAGCUGCCCACCUUGGAUUUGUGUUCAAGUACCCAAUACCAAGUGCGUUUUAUGCUGUUUUUGAUGGUCACGGAGGGCCUGAUGCAGCUGCUUUUGUUAAGAGGAAUGCUAUGAGACUAUUUUUUGAAGAUGCAAACAUGCUGCAGUCAUAUGAAACUGAUGAAGUUUUUCUAAAGAAGUUGGAGGAUUCCCAUCGAAGAGCUUUUUUACGUGCAGACCUUGCCUUGGCUGAUGAACAAAGUGUUAGUAGUUCAUGUGGGACCACUGCAUUGACUGCCCUUGUACUUGGAAGACAUUUGCUUGUUGCUAAUGCCGGUGACUGUCGAGCAGUUCUUUGCAGGAGAGGUGUGGCUGUUGACAUGUCACAUGAUCACAGGCCAAGUUAUUUACCAGAAAGCAGGAGAGUGGAGGAGUUAGGUGGAUUCAUUGAUGGUGGAUAUCUCAAUGGUUAUCUUUCAGUAACUCGUGCCCUUGGGGAUUGGGACUUGAAAUUUCCACUUGGUGCUGCAUCCCCUCUUAUUGCUGAGCCAGAUGUUCAACUGGUUACAUUGACAGAGGCUGAUGAGUUCUUGAUCAUUGGUUGUGAUGGGAUUUGGGAUGUAAUGUCUAGUCAAGUUGCAGUUAGUCUUGUUCGCCGAGGAUUAAGAAGGCAUGAUGACCCACAGCAAUGUGCCAGAGAACUUGUCAAGGAAGCAUUGCGCCUACAUACAUCAGACAAUCUCACAGUGAUUGUUAUAUGCUUGUCCCCUGUUGAAAGCAUUGUUGAAUCAUGUCUGCCCCAAAGGCGAAGAUUCAAAGCUUGUAUUUUGUCUGAAGAGGCUCGUAAUAGACUGAAGAGCUUGAUAGAGGGAAAUUGACUGUAAAUGCAAUUCUUGUGAUUCAUAAAUGUUCUUCUCAUUAAAAGAUUAAUCUGUUUUUUUUGGCUGUUUCAGAGUUAGAAAAAAGCAGCCAGCAGUUUUGUAGGGAUAUAAAGGGGGAUAUUUGGUGAGGUGUAGAGGGGGCUUAGAGCUAUUUAAUUGGGAAGCGUUUUUUUGGAUUAUGUAGAGACAAUUGUAGCUAAUUUUUGCGGAUUAGAUCCUGUCCCCAGCACGGCCUUUCCGAUUUUACGUUGUUCUUGCUUCUGUAAAUAGAAAUGAUUUUGGCUUUCCCAGCAUUUCUCUGGGGAUGCAUGCAUGCCACCAGGAUUUAAUACUCAUUUCAAAUUUUAUGGUAUAUUUGAUUCAAUGGCGGUUCGCCUGAGACAUCGAAUAGUUGAGUUCACGUUUGAUUACCUCAUUUUUCUUGUUUGGACAUUCUUUAUUGUUCUCGGGUUCCUCUUGCCUUUAUGGACAAUGGAUAUGCUUGGUCCAUCUUAUCAAUGUGCCUAUGUCAUGGGGAAAUAUCAUCCAUCGGCAUUAUUUGACUAUUAAAAUUUAACACCGGAUGUGGUAUAUAUAAUUUUUAUUAUCU